This is a messenger RNA of Patella vulgata (common limpet), 3129 nucleotides long. RefSeq names its product potassium voltage-gated channel subfamily A member 1. Gene Ontology annotation, molecular function: delayed rectifier potassium channel activity. Gene Ontology annotation, biological process: potassium ion transmembrane transport; protein homooligomerization. Gene Ontology annotation, cellular component: membrane; voltage-gated potassium channel complex. Bases 175 to 1581 code for a protein of 468 amino acids. Lineage: Eukaryota; Metazoa; Mollusca; Gastropoda; Patellidae. The record is from RefSeq and is a predicted model, not a curated record. The transcript has a single exon.
ACAGAAUAAUAAGCAUAGUGUACACUGAAGAAUGGUAUAUGUGUAUAGCAGAGCAUUAGGCUUAUGGAUCUACAGAAGCAAUAACCUUUUAAUGAUUGACAACAAUAAUAACUGAAGGUGUGUUAGGUUUUAAAGUAUUUGUACAAGUCAACCAAAAAGUUUCAGAAACUAAAGAUGCAUUUUAUUCACCAAAAUGCCGAUAGAUACGCACCAAGCAAUUAUCAUCUCAAGCCCCCGGAGGGAUUUGAGUCUCAUGCAGCUCGACGCUCAUCACACUGUACCUCACAUGGAUCUCGUUUGUCCAUGGCAGAAUCAGGAUCCAACUUACACGAAUCCAGUCAAUUGCUAGAGGAGUCCAGCGAAGAUAGUUUUUAUAGCAGCACUGUAGAUUUAACUAAAGAACACGAUUGCCAACACGAAGGGUGUGGACGAGUUACAAUCAAUGUCAGCGGGAUGAAGUUUGAAACCCAGCUAAGAACACUCAACAGGCUUCCUAACACUUUACUGGGUGAUCCAGAAAAGCGCAUCAAAUAUUGGAAUGAAAGUAGGAAAGAAUAUUUCUUCGAUAGAUAUAGACCAGCUUUUCCUGCUAUUCUAUAUUACUAUCAAAGUGGGGGGAGAAUGAAAUGUCCUUUAGAAGUACCAUUUGAAAUAUUCAUGGAAGAGUUAUAUUUCUUUGAAUUAGGGCACCACACGAUCAACAGCCUUAAAGUUCAUGAAGGAUACAUCCUUGAUGAAGUUCAAAUCAAGCCACCCCGGAACACCAUUCAGAGGAAAAUUUGGACUGUGAUGGAAUGUCCAGAAAGUUCGUUUCUGGCAAAAGUUGUUGCAUUAAUGUCAGUGGUAUUUAUAUGGAUAUCAGUUAUUAUUUUCUGUAUAGAAACGUUGCCAUCUCUUAAAGACAUUGGUUGCCGAGAUGAAAAUAUCACAGCCGUAAACGGUACUGUUAGGAUCGUGAAAGUUCCUGAUUUCACAAAUGCCUUAUUUAUUAUAGAAUCUUUGUGUAUUAUGUGGUUUGUUUUAGAGAUGGUGAUUAGAAUCCUGGUUGCUCCAUCUAAACUAGAAUUCGCGAAAGCCAUUGCCAACUGGAUUGACUUGGUAUCCAUUUUACCAUACUUCAUAUUCCUUGGUUUAACACUGUCACUAGGAGAAUGUCACACCAAUAAUAAAAGUGGAAUUCUGUCCGUCUUAAGGGUCUUAAGGGUUGCAAGAGUAUUCAAGCUCAGCAAACAUUCGGAAGGUCUGAAAGUCUUGGGAAAAACUCUCAAGACAAGUUUAAAGGAAUUAUUUAUGUUUGCUAUGUUUCUGGCUAUUGCGACUGUUAUAUUCUCUGCUGCUGUAUUCUAUGCUGAGCUUGAUCAAGACCAUAGUCAGUUUGAAAGUAUUCCAAGUACGUUUUACUGGACUAUCGUAACCAUGUCAACAGUGGGUUAUGGAGACUAUGUCCCUGUCGGAAUUUUGGGUAAGAUUUUAGGAGGCUUCUGUGCCGUUUCUGGCGUAUUGACUAUAGCCUUACCCGUGCCUGUUAUUGUCGCCAAUUUCAACACGUUCUAUAAGCAAAGUGCCAUGAACAAAUCAUAAACUGCAUUUGCGACAUAUUAUGUACUGUUGGUUGGUUGAAUGAAACAUAAAGACACUGUGAUGCAAAUAAAUAUUUUUGUUAUACAUCUGGAUAUGUUUAUCGGAAGAUGCAUGCAUUCUCUGUGACCUAAAAACAUUACGAAUUCCAAGACUAGCACCAAAUAACAUGUAGGAGGCAAAACUUGCACUCUCUAAAUUUGAGAAGAAUCUGGGAAUCAGUAGGCUACACCUCCACAUGAAAUUGUAAGCUGACAUAACAAACAUGAGAAACGUUGUUAUCGAUUCUAAACUGUCGACAAUUACGCUUGUUAGAAUUAUCAUUGUUGUUGUUUAAUAUAAAUUUAACGUCCAAUUCAUAAUACAUCAUAUUAUGGACAGGUUGAUUUAAAUAAAAUGUGUAAUGAAAUAAUGAGAGAAAUAUAAAAAAAAAUUAUAUAUAAUUUAACAUGGCAGAGAGAAACAUAAAAAAAAGUUCUUUUAUAUAUUUUAACAUGACAGUUUUACUUUUUACACACAUAUUAUACAUUCGUAGUUUGUUUCUUAAAUAUAGGAUAAUGGGCCAAUACAAGCCUUAGUAAAAUGAACAAUUUCGGGUUGGCAUGUUACCCCUAAGUGAAUAAUCUCCCCGCUUUUAUUUUUGAAAUAAUUGCAUUAUUUUCACUAUAAUGGUUAGCAUUUCGAACAUUUGAGGAUUAUCAAGGUGUGUGUUAACAAUAGUUACAAACAGAAAAACCUUUUGAUUAACCGAUGGGUUGUUGCAUUUAUUACAUCGCGUUUUAAAUAUUUCUCUCAAUUCUAUACAUGUAUUAAAUAACAUAAAAAAUAUAGAAAUAGAAGACCCCCUACCUCAUAUGUAACUAUAAUGAUUUUAUACAUAACUUAAAGCUACAAUUUCAUAUUUUUAAGUUAUAUUUUUAAAAUUUAUUAAAAUAAAGCCUUAAAAUAGAUGGUAUACAUAAACAGUCCUACCUUGUUAAAGAAUAAUCCUAUAAUUCACUAUUGCCAGCUGAGAAAUUGGCAAAAAUAUCAUUUUCAGCUUCAAAUUCAAACGUUUGAACAUAGCUAUUCCAUGGAGGUAAUAGGAAAACAAGGGAGGUAAUUGUGUUAUUAUUUCCUGUGUCAAUGAUUUUUAAGGGUGGGAAAUAAUGCCUAUGCUCGUAUAAUAGUGAGUUGAUAACCUAAUGAGCAAAAGACAUAGAAAUAAUUAUGUUUUGACUUUCUUAGAAAAUAUGAAAUUCUCGCUUUAAAGGGGCAUUAUGUAAGAUUUAGAUAAAGAGCUUGUCAUUCUUUUCAUUCGGGUCUUUGCCUCGUUUCUCCAUUUUUAAUUAAAUCAUUAAAUGGCCGAAACGUUCUGAUCUACUUAAAAUUGGAGCCGUCCGAUGGCAUCGAGAUUGGUUAUGGUCUUGUCAUGAUAAUAAAUGUCUAAUUAAUAAUUUAUAUAACAUUUAGGGCCUAAAGAAAGACCUGUAAUAGACAGAUUGACAUGAUGCCUGUUUGACAGGAUAUUUUCUUUUAAUAUAUAUUUUUUAUAUUAUUUUUUGCUACCAG